AUCGUGCAGUAAGCUUCUUUCUUUGAUAACAGCAUCGCACCGCAAAUAAAGCAACUCCGUCGCGGUUUGAUACUUAACUUACCGACGAACGGCCUUUCCACUCUGCCGCGGCCAUCUAUACACUGCUCAGACUCGGUGACACUACAGAACAAAGCGACUACGUUUAGCGGCCCACCCAACCUCCAGGCGCUGCCCGGCCCUUCGAGCCAAACGCGAAGCUUCAAUAUCAGCGCAAACGAUGUUCCGGCAAGAGGAGCAGCCAAAGACUGGCGUAAGACAGUUUGGCACGCACACGACUGGCAAGGUCGACCACAUGCUCGGCACGCAUGCGACCGUGCGGCCAGAGUACAAAGAUCCACCUCCCAAGCGCACUGUCCCGACUUCUCAGCUAGAGGCUGUGCGCAAUAUCGAGACGCAAUACAUCAAAGCACGCAAGGCUGCGGAGGACGCACGGGAGCGGCAAGGGACCAGCCAUCUGUAUGCAGCAGGCAAAGGCUGGGGGCAUUGACGUAAUCCCAUGCAUUGAAGCUCAGAGCGAAUGAGGAAGCAUAGGGGAGGGGAAGAAUCAUACGGGGCUGCUGCUGUGGUGACUGCCCCACGGCACGGCCAGCCCUUUCAGGAGUCUUCACAGUCCACUACCGUUUCCAACCUGUGUUACAGAGAGAGUUUAUUGGAGUGAUCGAGUGCCUUGCAAUGUGGAGGGGGAAUCGUGUUGUGUGCAGUUGAGGCUGGAGGCUGCCCAAGCACGCAAACUGUAUUGUGAGGACAGUCUAGGGGCCGUGUCAUGUCGCGCAAUCAGGUACUCCAUGCAUGUUGACUUAUGGUUACAUGGGCGAGCGCGAUCUAACACGACGUUACUUGUGCCGCGAUGGGGGAUGAAUGCAUACUACCUGGAGUUGGCCUGGGCCCAAUCCAGAGAUAUGUAAGCUGGUGUGAAUGUGUGAUGGGACAGGGUUCAAGGCAGGUUGGCGAGGUCCCGUAGGGUGCAGCUGAUGCCCAUACCCUCAAGCAGACGGCAGACAGUUUGCAGUGGCAGAGCAGAAGUGCAUGGCUGGUCGAACGCCGGAGUUACUGUACCGACAAGUUGCUGGCUGGCUGGAAGUUUGCUAAUGCUAUGCGCAUUCCUCACGCUCCGGGCGCCCGGCCAGGCGAUAGCACCACACAGAACACAUCGUAAGCUAGUGUGAAUGCAAAUGCAAGACGCCGCAAUCCAUCUGCAUGGCUGGGGGAGAGGUGUGUGCAGCUUGGGCGGUACGCCCCCAUCAGCCUGGGGAUCGGUCUGACAUGUAUGACCCCGCAGCUCAUGACGGAUCGUGACUGCCCUUGCAUCUGUCACGUCGGCUCUUGCGGUGUACUUGGAAGAGUUGGGUCAGGAGCAUGAGCACGGCAUGUAAUUCUCGAGGUAUUCCCUGUACAGUUCUUUACGGCACGUGAUGUAGGAUUGGAGAGUGGCAACGCUGUCUGUGCGUGCUCGUACAUGGUUGAGUAUGGCCUGUAUGAGGGGGGCAAAGACUGUGACGGACUUUGUUACUAUCUGCAUGUCUGUUGCGAAACGGCGUGAGGUGUAUCAUAUGGACAGCACAAAGAUUGAGGCUACGGUUGAGGCAUUGAGCGGAUGCACCUAGGAAAGGAAGCACAGCUGCUCUAAUGUAUUUGCUACGCAAGUGCAAGGAAUGAUGAUACGAAAG
Molecule: messenger RNA, 1688 nt
Organism: Chlamydomonas reinhardtii
Lineage: Eukaryota; Viridiplantae; Chlorophyta; Chlorophyceae; Chlamydomonadales; Chlamydomonadaceae
Exons: 3
Coding region: 314-508 (64 amino acids)
Source: RefSeq, a predicted model, not a curated record